GGGCUCCACGAGACAACAGGAUAGAUUACUCAGCGGCGGAAUAUCUUUGCCCCAAUGGAUGAAAGGGAGAUCUGAUAAUAGUUGCAGGCUCGUGACGCUUUAACAUAGCAUUAUUCUUUGCUGAAUGUAUAGAAGAGAUAUAAACCAAUUGCAACGAUUCGAUUUUGACGAUACCACAUUCAGUCCGCCAUCUCACGACGAUAGCUUCUUCUACUUACGAUACCCAAAGUCACAAAAUCGAUUGUCGGUUUCGCAAGAUUUCCGGCCAAUUGACGAAGUUUUUGACGAACAAAGUAUUGCUUCAUCAACAAAUAAGGUGAAAGCACAAGACACACAACAGAUUAUCGAAGAGAGAAACAAGAAUCAGGAGAUCGAUUUUAGUAAAUAUCCUUUACCUUGCCAACCAUUUGUACCAACAACUUCAACAACAAGCAAAGAUACUGAAAUCAAAUCAAGUUCAAAGAUAUCGUUAACUGACAAUACAAAAGCUGCAAGGUCGCAGGGGAUAGACGAUGGAUUUCAUCGCAAGCCAGCACUUUGUGGAAAAUCAAUUGUUCUUGUAGCCAGUCAGAUGAUGUCUAACAAAUUUCACGAAAACUUUUCGGCCGAGCAGGCUGGUAAUCAGCCUAAAAAAGGCAGUAAAUCUUUACCAGCUACUCCACUUACUUCGCCAGCAAGCAGUCCAAAUACUUCGCCGAAAGCUCGUCGACGUGUCCCACCUAAUCGAUACUUUACCGGCCCGCUCCUUCCUGAUCGCGAAAAAUAUCAAGGAGGUUGGAUUUUGUCAAGCAUCUUUGGACAAUCUAGAGAAAUUGUUACUGGAAAAAUCAACGAAGAGGACGAAACGAACACAGAAGUUUCAGCUGUUCCACCUAGAGCGCUUACUCGAAAGAAAUCUAUAUCGUCGCAAAAUCUCACGUAUAUAGGAAGCGAUGAAAAGUCAGUUGAUAAAUCAGCUGUUUAUUCAAAUGUAUUUCAAGCGAAACCAUCAGAAUUAAGAGAGAUGAAUUUCUGGUUUCCGACAUCGAUGUGAAUCAAUAUAUAUUAUACUCGCAUCUUUUGCUUGCCUGCACGUUGUUAUUACUCAAAUUUAUUUAAUCGAUACUGAUUAAUUUAGAAGGAAAGAACUUUUCCUUAGAAGAAAUUAUUAGGCCAAUUAAUACACUAAUUUUUGAAUUUUUUAAAGUCAACGAACGAAUUUGUUAAUGCAAACAAGAAUACGGGAUACUUACAUCCAGAUCGUUGUCUUUCACAUAUCUUUGAAUGUGUGCUUACUUUACAAUUAAUAUAAUUAAUAUUUAGUAAUAAUGCUUUUGCGUUUGUCUAUCUCUCUUCUUUCCUUUUCUUGCGUUCUCAAUUAGCAUUACCUUUAAAGAAAAAAUUGUUUGUCUAAUUGACGAUUUUCAUAAACCGUGUGACUCUGUUAUAGCAUUUGUACUGUAGAUCAGAAAUAAAAAUAAUCGCGUACUGAAGACGGUUUUUGUGUUUUGGAGGAAGAGAGAGAGGGGGGGGGGGCAGAAAAGUAAACAAAUAUAUGCCGCGAAAACGAAAAGUGAAAAUUAUUUUUAAAAUAUAUGGUCCGUGUGUGAAACAUAGUGUGCUCGUAAAAUCAAUCGAGCCUAAAGGUAGAAGCGUUUCGAUUUCCGAAACAGUGAAACCCUUCAGGGUCAAUUAGUCUUGUACGACGAUAAUUUGAAAUCAGUUCUUUCAUUGCUGAGUAUUGCUAACAAUGAUUUAAAAGAAGUUGAAAUACUUUUAAAUAUUCGAAAUAUUAGUAUCCUUAAAUUGAUAGUUAAUGAACUAAGUUGAGAUUCUAAGUUGAUCGACAAUAUUUUUCAUUUUACUGCUUGGUAUUAGAUAUCUGCAGUUAAAAACACCAGACGAUCAUGAGUUUCGGCGACUCGAACAGUGUGAACCUCGCAUGAAUUCAAGUUGCCGUCUAAUCUUAUAAUUUACGCGUGCACAAUAUUUCUCGCGCGGAUUAUACACAGACGGUCUUAGGUAUUCGUAUGAUUUUAUUUAAUUU
Molecule: messenger RNA, 2026 nt
Organism: Eufriesea mexicana
Lineage: Eukaryota; Metazoa; Arthropoda; Insecta; Hymenoptera; Apidae
Exons: 4
Coding region: 125-1033 (302 amino acids)
Source: RefSeq, a predicted model, not a curated record